UUAUUUUACAGAGAACAAUCUUAAAUAAAUUUAAAAUGCAUUCUGAAGAUCAAAAGAGGCAGGAGUGUGCUGUAGAUGGAAAUAGUCAUGAGAUGACUGCAUCCAGCCAGGGUCAUGAAUCUGAAGACAAACACAAGGAAAAGAAGAAGAAGAAAGCAGAAAAGGCUAAGAUGGUCAGCCCGUUUACACUGUUUCGAUACUCCAGUUGGUUGGAUAAGUUACUAAUGAUACUAGGCACUGUCCUGGCAAUAGCCCAUGGAAGCAGUCUACCUAUUGCAAUGAUAAUUUUUGGUGAUAUGACUGAUAGCUUUGUUGAUUCUGGACACACAAAUUUGACAGGAAACGUUUCUGCAGCGAAUUACACUUCAGAUGUUCUUGGCAAACUGGAAGAAGAUAUGACAAGAUAUGCAUACUACUAUUCUGCAAUAGCAGCUGCUGUUCUUCUUGCUGCUUAUAUUCAAACUUCAUUUUGGACCCUAGCAGCAGGCCGGCAAAUAAAAAAAAUCAGAGAAAAAUUUUUUCAUGCGAUUAUGAGACAGGAAAUUGGAUGGUUUGAUGUAAAUGAUGUGGGAGAACUUAACACUCGUCUCCUGGAUGAUGUCUCCAAGAUUAAUGAAGGAAUAGGUGACAAACUUGGUUUGCUUUUUCAAGCACUAACAACAUUUGUAGCAGGAUUUGUUGUUGGUCUCAUCAGAGGAUGGAAAUUAACCCUUGUAAUACUAGCAGUCAGUCCUGUCCUCGGACUUUCAGCAGCCCUCUGGGCAAAGGUUCUCUCUGCUUUCACUGACAAAGAACAAGCUGCAUAUGCAAAAGCAGGUGCUGUUGCAGAGGAGGUUCUGGCAGCAAUCCGUACUGUAAUAGCUUUUGGAGGGCAGGAAAAAGAAAUUAAAAGAUACCAUAAAAAUUUAGAAUAUGCUAAAAAGUUUGGAAUAAAAAAGGCUAUCACAUCUAACAUUUCUAUGGGUGCUGCUUUCUUACUGAUAUAUGCAUCAUAUGGACUGGCCUUCUGGUAUGGAACUACCUUGGUCUUAACUGAUGAUUACACUAUUGGCAAAGUUCUUACAGUAUUUUUCUCUGUAUUGAUUGGAGCUUUCAGUAUUGGACAGACUGCUCCAAGCGUAGACGCAUUUGCUAGUGCAAGAGGAGCUGCCUAUGCAAUUUUUAAUAUCAUAGACAAUGAACCUCAAAUUGACAGUUAUUCAGAGACAGGUUACAAACCAGACCACAUUGAAGGGAACUUGGAAUUCCAAAAUGUUUACUUUAAUUAUCCAUCCAGACCAGAUGUUGAGAUAUUGAAGGGCUUGAAUCUCAAGGUUGGUUGUGGCCAGACAGUGGCCCUGGUUGGUGGCAGUGGCUGUGGGAAAAGUACAACUGUUCAGCUCAUCCAGAGAUUUUAUGAUCCCAAGGAAGGCACGGUUACCAUUGAUGGGCAGGAUAUUAAGACCUUAAACUUAAAAUAUCUGCGGGAGAUUAUUGGUGUGGUGAAUCAGGAGCCCGUGCUCUUUGCUACUACCAUUGCAGAAAAUAUUCGUUAUGGCCGUGAGGAUGUCACCAUGGAAGAGAUUGAAAAAGCUACCAAGGAAGCGAAUGCUUAUGACUUCAUCAUGAAGCUACCCAAUAAGUUUGAAACUGUGGUUGGAGAAAGAGGGGCACAGCUGAGUGGAGGCCAGAAGCAAAGAAUAGCAAUUGCCCGAGCUCUGGUUCGCAAUCCUAAAAUUCUUCUGCUUGAUGAGGCAACAUCAGCUUUGGAUACUGAGAGUGAAUCAGUUGUACAGGCAGCACUGGACAAGGCAAGGGAAGGACGCACCACAGUUGUGGUAGCUCAUCGACUGUCAACAGUUCGAAAUGCAGAUCUUAUAGCUGUGUUCAAGGGUGGAGUCAUCACAGAACAAGGGAAUCAUUUUAAAUUGCUUGAGAGGAAGGGAAUCUACUAUAAACUCGUUAACAUGCAGGCAAUAGAAGCUGAAGUUCCAUCAUCAGAAAAAGAUAAGGAUGCGCUUAGUAUCAAAAAAUGUGAGUUAGAACCAGAAUUUGAAGAAUCCUUAACAAAAGGAUUGAGAAGACGAUCAACUCGGAGAAGCAUGAAAAAGCCAGGAGCACAAAAUGAUGAUUCUGAUGAGAAAACUAGUUCACCUGAUGAAGAAUUACCUCCAGCUUCGUUUCUGAAAAUUCUGAAGCUGAACAAAACUGAAUGGCCAUACUUUCUAGUUGGAACUUUAUGUGCAGUUAUCAAUGGAGCUUUGCAACCUGCAUUUGCACUCAUAUUUUCAGAAAUUAUAGGGAUUUUUUCAGAAACUGAUGACACCAUUUUAAGAGAAAAGAGCAACUUAUAUUCAGUGCUGUUUUUAGUACUUGGGAUCGUUUCCUUUUUUACGUUCUUUUUUCAGGGUUUCACAUUUGGAAAAGCUGGAGAAAUUCUUACAAUGAGACUUCGAUUCAUGGCAUUUAGAGCAAUGCUUAGACAGGACAUGGGCUGGUUUGACAAUUCUAAAAAUAGCACUGGAGCAUUAACUACACGACUUGCUAAUGAUGCCUCCCAAGUAAAAGGAGCAACUGGUGUCAGACUGGCAUUAAUUGCCCAAAACGUAGCUAACCUGGGGACUGGAAUUAUUAUAUCAUUAGUUUAUGGCUGGCAGUUGACCCUGCUACUCUUAGCUGUUGUGCCAAUCAUUGCAGUGGCAGGAAUGAUUGAAAUGAAGAUGUUGGCUGGGCAUGCUAAAAAAGAUAAAGAAGAGCUGGAAGCUGCAGGAAAGAUUGCCACAGAAGCCAUAGAAAAUAUUAGAACUGUUGUUAGUUUGACCCGAGAAAGAAAAUUUGAGUUGAUGUAUGGAGAACAUUUGCAUGGACCAUACAGAAAUUCUGUGAAGAAGGCACAUAUAUUUGGAAUUUGUUUUGCCCUUUCACAAGCAAUGAUGUUCUUUACCUAUGCUGGCUGUUUCCGGUUUGGUGCCUAUCUAGUUGUAAAUGGACACAUGGAAUAUAAAAGUGUGUUUUUAGUGUUUUCAGCUGUUGUAUUUGGUGCAAUGGCAUUAGGACAAACCAGCUCUUUUGCUCCAGACUAUGCCAAAGCCAAGAUAUCAGCAGCCCACUUGUUUCUGCUGUUUGAAAGAGUACCCUCAAUAGAUAGUUACAGUGAGGAAGGAGAGAAGCCUGAAACAUUUGGGGGAAACAUAACCAUCAAAGAUGUGGCAUUUAACUACCCAAACCGACCACAGGUCAAAAUUCUCGAAGGUUUGAAUCUAAAAGUAGAAAAGGGACAAACUCUGGCUCUUGUUGGUAGCAGUGGCUGUGGAAAGAGCACUGUUGUUCAGCUGCUUGAGAGAUUUUAUGAUCCGCUUGAUGGAGAAAUGCUUUUUGAUGGUAAAAAUGCAAAGAGACUAAAUAUCCAGUGGCUGAGAGCUCAGAUUGGUAUUGUCUCGCAAGAACCAAUGCUAUUUGACUGCACCAUUGCUGAAAACAUCGCAUAUGGAGAUAACAGUCGGCAGGUGUCACACGAGGAAAUUGUUAAUGCAGCAAAAGAAGCCAACAUUCAUUCCUUCAUUGACUCUCUGCCAGAUAAAUACAAUACCCGUGUAGGAGACAAGGGAACUCAGCUUUCUGGUGGUCAGAAACAACGUAUUGCUAUUGCCCGAGCUCUUGUACGUCAGCCACAAGUUCUGCUACUGGAUGAAGCUACGUCUGCCUUAGAUACAGAAAGUGAAAAGAUUGUCCAGGAAGCACUGGAUAAAGCCAGAGAAGGUCGCACCUGCAUCGUGAUAGCUCACCGCCUCUCCACCAUCCAAAAUGCUGACAAGAUUGCUGUGGUCCAGAAUGGCAAGAUCAUAGAGCAAGGGACUCAUCAGCAGCUCCUGGCUGAAAAAGGCACUUACUAUUCUCUGGUCAAUGUUCAAAGUGGGUCGUGCAACAUGUAAAUUAAAGGCAGUACUUAUCUC
This is a messenger RNA of Opisthocomus hoazin, 3932 nucleotides long. RefSeq names its product ATP-dependent translocase ABCB1-like. Gene Ontology annotation, molecular function: ABC-type oligopeptide transporter activity; ATP hydrolysis activity; ATP binding. Lineage: Eukaryota; Metazoa; Chordata; Aves; Opisthocomiformes; Opisthocomidae. Gene Ontology annotation, cellular component: mitochondrial inner membrane. The record is from RefSeq and is a predicted model, not a curated record. Gene Ontology annotation, biological process: oligopeptide export from mitochondrion.